GGAAAAUCCUGUUUAGAAUAAUACCAUUUUUUCUGCUUUUUUGAUACACUCACUUUCUAUUCCAGUUUAUGUGGAAUCACCGAGAAAGCCAGAAUAUGGCGGACAAACAAGAUUUACGGAAACAAUGCGGACAGUUAUAUCAUGAAAUUGAAGAAAAAGGAUGGAAAGUAGUCAAACAAGGUGCAGAAGCCAUAACAAUCAUAACUGAAUUUUACCCUAAUGAACCAUGCAUACUAAAGUGUCGUCCUGAGAAAAGAUGGAGACAUCCAGUACUUGACCAAAAGCUUACAAGAAAAAGGUGUUUAGUAGAAGCUAGACUUUUGGCUAAAUGCCAUGCCGUAGGUGUGAAUUGUCCUUUACUUUAUUUUCUUGAGCCUAAUCGUGGCCAGAUUUUCAUGGAAUACAUUGGGGGCCCUUCUGUUCGAGAUUACAUUAAAGAGUUUGUUUCGGAAGAAGAAUACGAAACAUCUUUAGCACCGCUGAUGAAGAUUAUUGGAUCUGAAGUUGCGAAGAUGCAUAUGAAUGACAUUGUCCAUGGUGAUCUUACCACCAGCAACAUGAUGUUUCGUUCCGUUGAAACUCUUGAACCUGUAUUUAUCGAUUUUGGACUAGGAAGUGUUUCAGAAUCCGAGGAAGACAAGGCGGUCGACCUAUAUGUUUUGGAGCGUGCUAUAGCUAGCACUCUUCCGGACAGCGCUGCUCUUUUUCAUUAUGUAUUGGAAGCAUAUGCCAAUACCUGGAAGCAAUGCAAACCUACCCUUCGACGUUACGAAGAAGUUCGCCAGCGCGGUCGUAAGCGCACUAUGGUAGGAUAAAAAGAAUAUUUUAUGUAUAUUUAAUACAAAAAGUUUGUCAAAAAUAUCUUAAGUCUAUUAUAUUAGAAAGUCCUGAGAAUCAAAAAUAACCUGAAUAUAACCUAAAACAAUAUCAUCUUAUGAAGGAGUUGACACAGCAAGACUACACUGGUUAUAUCACAAACACUUUCCAAAA
Schizosaccharomyces octosporus yFS286 is the source of this 990-nucleotide messenger RNA. Its product is annotated as BUD32 protein kinase. Gene Ontology annotation, cellular component: EKC/KEOPS complex; cytosol; nucleus. NCBI's taxonomy places the organism in Eukaryota, Fungi, Ascomycota, Schizosaccharomycetes, Schizosaccharomycetales, Schizosaccharomycetaceae. The transcript is spliced from 2 exons. Gene Ontology annotation, molecular function: protein serine/threonine kinase activity; ATP binding. Gene Ontology annotation, biological process: protein phosphorylation. The coding region runs from base 69 to 815 and encodes 248 amino acids. The record is from RefSeq and is a predicted model, not a curated record.